CAAGUCACCCGGUGUGGAGCGGAGGCAGUGCGUCCAACUGUUGGACCAGCCGCCAAGAGACUGCUCCAGUGUCUCCCAAAGACUCACCCACCACAAUAAAGACGCGUCUCCCGUGAGCUGGACCUCCAGACAGCAGGAGUGGAAGGAGGCAAGACAAACCCGAGAUGGAGACCACCACCAAAUCCACCCAUCCAGACUUCUCACCCCGCACAGAUCGGAGUACAGCAGCGAGGACUCGGGACACAGAGCAGUCGGGACGUCCGAGUACCAGAGGCCGACUUUCAGCAUGUCCACAGACCAAAGAGAAGAAGGUCUGGAUCACAGCAGGCUGGCUGGGUCCUCGUCUCAGAGCUCCAGCGGGGUGACGGGCAGCCUGGGGGACACGUCCCCGCUGGACAGACAUGAUAGCCCGUCUCCUGAAACCUCCAGUCAGUCCAGCCAUGGGACAGCAGAGGGCAGCUCCAGGAUGCAGGUCGGAGUGUGUGCAUGUGUGAGUUCGGACAGCGGCUCGGUCACAUCUUCACGCUCUCAGAGGAUUGCUCAGGCGAAGUGGGAGUUUCUGUUUGGAGGUCAGACGGAGGAGAAACGCUGCUUCAGAGACGCUCCGUCCACGACGCCUCCGACCAGCACCUCGCCCAGCCCCACCCCUCCCUCCUCCCUCCGUCUGACAGCAGCCAAUCAGAGGAGGGGGCGGGACAGCGGGGGCCGAAAGCUGUCCCACCACGAGGUCCGGCAGAUCGAGGUGGAGUUGCUAAGCACCAACUCUCAAAGCUCCAACCCCAGGACGGGCAUUAUCCGGAGGACCAUCAAGUACUCGGAGACAGACCUGGACGCCGUCCCGCUGCGCUGCUACCGGGAGACGGACCUGGACGAGGUGAUGCGGGCGGAAGCGGAGGCAGCUGAGGAUGCGGACUCGGCCUUCAGCAGCAACCGCAGCUUCAGCUCAGCCAACGCUUCUUCCAAAGGCCAGGCCAGCAGGGCAAAGGAGGUGAACGGGGCGGCGGAGGAGGAUGAGGAGGACGAGGAGGAGCAGGAGGAGGAGGAGGAAGGCGUGGUGAGCUGGGCCAGCGUCAGGAUGCAGGGAGACAAACAGAGACAGAGAGCUGCUAAGGAGGAGGCCGAGGUGCUGAGCCUGCUGCUCAAAGGGUCUCUGGAGGCCUCGUCCGACUCCCACGGAGGCCUCAAGUCUCCGAUCUCUGUCGGCAGCCCUCGCAGACCUUCCGACAGCAACCUGGACUCCUUCAGCCGGCACUUCGAGAGCAUCAUGGAGUCCCACCGGGCCAAAGGGACCUCCUACAGCAGCCUGGACAGCGUGGACCUGCUGACCUCCGGGUCCACCUCCGUCUUCACCUUUGACCUGCCAACACUGACGCCUGAGAUUCAGAGUCAAAUCUGUGCGAGUGCCAAGCAGAUCAUUGAGCUGAGCUUCGCCCCGCUGUCCCGCCCCGCCCCCUCCGGCCCCCCCGAGACGUCCCGCUCAGAGAUCAGCCUCUGUGUGGGGGAGACCCCGCCCAGAGGGGGCUCCCAGGACGACUCGGGCCCCCCGACACGCUCCAGGUCAGAGAGGGAGUCAUCACGUCGCUCCGUCCUCAGAGACGGCUUCAGGAAGGCCAGCUCGGUGCCGGCGCUGCACGGCAGCUCCAGGGAGCGUCCGGUAAAUCGCCCUCCGGAGCUCCUUUACCCUCAGGCUGACGUAGCCGAGCGUCUGGCACUCGGCGGCAGCGACGACGCGCUAGCUAACGGGACGAAGGCCGACCUGCAGGCUGCCAAACGGCUCGCGAAACGCCUCUACAGCCUGGACGGCUUCAGGAAGUCUGACGUGGCACGCCACCUGGGCAAGAAUAAUGACUUCAGCCAGAUGGUGGCAGAAGAGUAUCUGAGUAACUUCGAUUUCACCGGUCUGAACAUCGACCAGGCGCUCAGGUUGUUUCUCCGACAGUUUGCACUGAUGGGAGAAACUCAGGAGAGAGAGAGAGUCCUGGUUCAUUUCUCCAGAAGGUUCAGACAGUGUAACCCGGACUGGCUCCAGACUGAAGACAGCGUCCACACUCUGACGUGCGCCGUCAUGUUGCUGAACACAGAUCUCCAUGGAAACAAUGUGGGGAAGAGGAUGUCCUGCAGUCAGUUCAUCUCAAACCUUGAAGGACUCAACAACGGCAAUAAUUUCCCCAAAGAACUGUUGAAGACCCUGUACAGCUCCAUCAAGAACGAGAAGCUACAAUGGACCAUUGAUGAAGAGGAGCUGAGGAAGUCCAUGUCCGAGUUGGCCGACGCUCGCACAGACUCCGCCUCCCACACCAUGAGGCGCCUGGUUGGUGGGAACCCGCUGGUGGGCGUGGCCCAGCAGGCAGACGCCGAGCUGUAUAAAAGCGGCUUCCUGGUUCGCAAAGUCCACGCCGACCCGGACGGGAAGAGAACUCCGCGGGGAAAACGAGGCUGGAAGGCUUUCUACGGCGUUCUGAAGGGUCUGAUUCUCUACCUGCAGAAGGAGGAGUACCGGCCGGAGCGCGAAGUGACGGAGGAGGACGUGAAGAACGCCGUGUCGGUGCAUCACUCUCUGGCCAUGCGAGCCGCUGACUACAGAAAGAGACCCAAUGUGUUCUACCUGAGGACGGCGGACUGGAGGGUGUUCCUGUUCCAGGCCCCGAACCCUGAGCAGAUGCACUCCUGGAUCACUCGCAUCAACGUGGUGGCGGCCAUGUUCUCCGCUCCUCCGUUCCCGGCUGCCAUCGGUUCUCAGAAGAGGUUCAGCCGACCUCUGUUACCGGGAUCCAACACCAAGCUGUCCCAGGACGAGCAGGUCAAAUCCCACGAGAGUCGCUUCCGAGCCGUUUCCUCCGAGCUGGCCGAGCUCGCCACCACCUCCCCCGACAGGAAGGUCAAAGGCCGUGAGCAGGAAGAGCAUAAACUGCGGAAAGAGUACCUUGAGUUUGAGAAAACUCGGUACGGGACGUACGCCAUGCUGCUGCGGGCGAAGCUGGCCAGCGGUGACGACGACCUGUCUGCGUUCGAGUCGCGGCUGUUUGACGACGGCGGGCUGCAGAGGGCGCACUCCAGCCCCGCGUUGCCGCAGGACACCUCCGCCGCCAAGGAGAAGAUACGGGCCAGCAAAAGUCUGAAGGUCACGACCUCGUCUUCAAAGAGCGAGGGCAGUGAGGCGGGCAGGAAGAACAGUGGCAAUCAGAGGGCGGAGCCUCAGGGGACGGAGCUGAAGAAGGCGGGUCCUCAGAGGGCGGAGCCUCAUCGGGUGGGGCCUCAGAAGGCGGAGCCUCAGAAACAGAACAAUAGCGUGGAGGAGGUGCCGUAAACAGGAUUCAGCCGAGGAGACACACAGAGAGCAUCAUGGGAAACAUCCUCUUCUGACCUUUUCGUUCUCAUCAUGAUUGGCUGAGACUUUGGUUUCGAGCCUCCUGAUUGGCUGGGGAGAUUUUCCUCCGGCGCCGAGGCGUUCAGGGGCAGUGGGAGAGGAGACGCUCGUUCAGGAGACCGCUGCCCUGACGUCAGCUCUCGUCCAAUCAGCAGCCAUGCUUUGUGACAGAAUCAUUUCAGAGAUGGGCGGAGCCUGCGGGUACUUCAGGAACACGGAACAGCUUGGAGAACGUUUCAGGGAACGUUCGCCUCACAUGGUGGAACGCGUGUGUGUAUGUGUGUGUACAUGUGCGUGCGUGCGUGCGUGUGUGUGUGUAUCGUGGUACGGAGGCUCACUAGUGACAAACUGCUGAAACAAAGUUUCAGCGGAGUUUGGAGUUUCACCUAAUUUUAAAAGUUUUUAUUUUUUAAGUUUACCGUUUUCAUUUUCAUUCAUUUUUCUUCAUUUUGAUCAAAUAGAUUUUUUAAAAAAGUUUUUCUGCUUCAAUUAGCUGAAAGUGUAAAUUUUAUUUAUUGAAUGGAAACUUCUUUGUAGUUAAAUUCAACAAAUGUGGUGAACUAAAUUCACAGAAAUAAUUUGGUGAAAUGCGUCAAUCAGACUGUUAAGGUUUGAUGUGAAAGUAAAAAAAAAUAGUUUUAAACUUGUUCAGUUGCUAACGAGCUUCUAACGGCACUUUUUCUCUUUUUGCUGUAAAAACAAGAUUGGAUCUGUCUGAAAUCUCCCCCCUGACCUCUGACUGGUCGAUUCAGUCCACACUACAUCAAGCAUCCAUACAGAAACAAAGACGUAUGACAGCGACUCUGAAGUUCAGCACAGCUGUGACCAGAACCGUCAAGUCGUUCCAGAAGUACUGAGUUAUUCCAGAUCCGUCAAGUCAUUCCAGUUAUUCCUGAUAUGCUGAGUUAUUUCAGAUCUGCCAAGUCGCUCCAGAUCUGCCAAGUCGUUUCAGAAAUGCUGAGUCAUUCCAUAUAUGCUGAAUCAUUCCAGAAAUGCUGAGUCAUUCCCAAUAUGCUGAAUUAUUUCAGAUCUGAGCCAUUUCAGAUCUGCCAAGUUGCUUCAGGUCCGCCGAGUCAUUCCAGAUCUGCAGAGUCUCAUCAGAAAUGCUGAGGAAGCUUCGCGUUGUUGAGCUGCAGCAGGAGGACGUCUGGGUGGACGAUUUCACGGUGAAGUCAGAUCUGUUUGAACCAGGACCUGGACCUGGACCAGGACCUGGAGUGUCCGUCCCCCUGCUGUGAAGACGGUUCUCUCCUCGGCUCCUCUCUUGUUUCCCGCUCACUGUCCGAUAUCUUGCAGCUUCCAGCUCUUCGUCUGCGUCCAAGUUUGUAAAUAAAGUUUGAGAAGCCAUAAAGGGGGCGGGGCCAGACUCGCCUGCUCACUGCUUUUUUUUAGACACAUUAGAGCAGGAAAGUUAAUUUAUUGUGUUUGCCUCGCAAUCGAUAACAAAACCCUGCCGAUAGUUUCUGUUUCAGCGUCACAGCGGCGCUAAUGUUAGCCGCUAGCUCGCUGUAAAUACGUCACAAUGUGAAGUUUGUCGUAGUGAAACAACCAUUCUGAAGGCUUAGAGGCAAAAAUAAAAACCUUUUCAACAUU
Messenger RNA from Salarias fasciatus (jewelled blenny), 4960 nucleotides. Its product is annotated as PH and SEC7 domain-containing protein 1-like. Bases 287 to 3307 code for a protein of 1006 amino acids. The record is from RefSeq and is a predicted model, not a curated record. Gene Ontology annotation, biological process: regulation of ARF protein signal transduction. Gene Ontology annotation, molecular function: phospholipid binding; guanyl-nucleotide exchange factor activity; protein binding. Lineage: Eukaryota; Metazoa; Chordata; Actinopteri; Blenniiformes; Blenniidae. The transcript is spliced from 18 exons.